Apaloderma vittatum (bar-tailed trogon) is the source of this 2564-nucleotide messenger RNA. It is a transcript of the gene ARFIP1, whose product is annotated as ADP-ribosylation factor interacting protein 1. The transcript is spliced from 8 exons. Gene Ontology annotation, molecular function: phospholipid binding; protein domain specific binding. Bases 6 to 1130 code for a protein of 374 amino acids. The record is from RefSeq and is a predicted model, not a curated record. Gene Ontology annotation, cellular component: trans-Golgi network membrane. Lineage: Eukaryota; Metazoa; Chordata; Aves; Trogoniformes; Trogonidae. Gene Ontology annotation, biological process: regulation of Arp2/3 complex-mediated actin nucleation; intracellular protein transport.
GUGCAAUGGCUCAAGAGUCUCCCAAAAAUUCAGCAGCAGAAAUUCCUGUGACUAGCAAUGGGCAGCUGGAAGAUUCUCACGAGCACAGCUUUAACAGGGACUUGAAACGUUCUUUACCGGUUGGACUUGGACUUUCUGAAACCAAAAUAACAUCUCAUGGCUUUGACAGCACCAAAGAGGGAGUCAUUGAGGCAGGACCGUUUCCAAGUCAAGGUUCCUCAGCAUCACCCAAAUCAUCUGUUAUAUCUCCUAGCAGUGCAGCAGCUAGCAGACUGGCUGGACAAGGUUGUGAUUUAAUUAUUCCCACAGGGGGUAGAGCUCAGCAGAAGAGUGGACCUGUUGUGUUAGCAGAUGAAGUAAAGAAUCCAGCAAUGGAGAAAUUGGAAUUGGUGAGAAAGUGGAGCCUGAACACUUACAAGUGUACACGUCAGAUCAUCUCUGAAAAAUUGGGUCGUGGCUCAAGAACAGUAGAUCUGGAACUAGAAGCUCAAAUAGAUAUAUUGAGAGAUAACAAAAAGAAAUACGAAAAUAUUUUGAGACUGGCACAGACACUGUCCACACAACUCUUCCAGAUGGUACAUACCCAAAGGCAACUUGGAGAUGCAUUUGCGGACCUGAGUUUGAAAUCAUUGGAACUUCAUGAGGAGUUUGGCUACAAUGCAGAUACGCAGAAACUUCUAGCUAAAAAUGGAGAAACUCUGCUCGGGGCUAUUAACUUUUUUAUUGCCAGUGUGAAUACAUUGGUGAAUAAAACAAUUGAAGAUACGUUAUUGACUGUGAAACAGUAUGAAAGUGCCAGGAUUGAAUACGAUGCCUAUCGAACGGAUCUAGAAGAGCUGAAUCUUGGCCCUCGUGAUGCAAACACUCUUCCAAAGAUUGAGCAAUCACAACAACUGUUUCAACAGCAUAAAGAGAAAUAUGACAAAAUGCGUAAUGAUGUAUCUGUCAAAUUGAAAUUUUUGGAAGAGAAUAAGGUUAAGGUAUUGCACAAUCAGCUUGUUCUGUUCCACAAUGCCAUUGCGGCAUACUUUGCUGGGAAUCAAAAGCAGCUUGAACAGACACUUAAACAGUUCCACAUCAAAUUGAAAACUCCUGGAGCAGAUGCCCCAUCCUGGCUUGAAGAACAGUAAUUGGAUGAGAGCACCCAACGUUAACCUAAAAUCUUUAAAUCUGAUGAUAAUUAAAGGUUGGAGUUGAAGGACUUGUAGUGAUUCUUGCACAGAUGGCUUUAAUUUUUCCCCCCUCUUUUGUAAUACUGUAAAACUGAAUUUGGUGGUAAAGUGAUUAAGGUAACCAAACAUAAUUUCUGAUGUUUCAAAUAUAGAGCACUCCUUUUGUAUGUAAAGGCUGGUUGUUAUUUCUGUAACUGGGGUGGGGGAGGGAGAGAGGGAGGGGAAACAGAACUAUUAUAGAUUUGCACUGACAAACGAUGUUUGUGAUUUCUGGUCAUUUUGGUGGCUAGUCAAAAUAUUUCCAAAUGGAGAUUUACAUGAUUUGUACCAUCAUCUGGUAUUUUAUAGAUGAGUAUAGAAAACAUCUUUAGUAAUUUUCAUAUGAGUUUUAAAAAGGAGAGAGCUAAAAGAAUAUUUUGCAUAUUAUUAAUAAGGCCUAUAUGCAAUAUUUACAUUUAAGGUAAUAACAGCAGAUGGCUCAUUGACUAGUUGAAUUGUAGCAAACGCCUUUUAAAAAAAAUGUACCUUUCCAACAUAGGUUCAAAAAACAAAGAAAAAACACUAAAGCAAGAAUCACUGUCAGUCUGAGGCUUCUAAGCACACAUUUUUGCUUUGCACCAAGUGGUUUGCCGAGUGAGGCCAACCAUGCAAUGUACUAAUUUCAUUUAAAAUUUUACUUUCUCUAUGAAAUGAAUACCAUACUAGCCUUAAAUCACAGGUAUGUGCCUUUUUAUAAGAUAUUUUCCACCAGUGUACAUAAUUGAAGAACCCUUUCACGUAAUGGUUUGUCAGUUCCCAACAAGGGAAAGGAGACUGUGUAAAUGUUAUUUCAUUGUAUGCUUAGAGUGAGUUAAAGCUUUAGCUAACCUUCAUGAACAGAUACGGUUUUGACCAAGGAAAUUGGGCCAGUAUGGUUUUUCUAUUUAAUUGAAAAGCAUACUUUGGUAAUGGGAGUAACAUGGAGGAUACUUUUUUUUUAAUUUCUCCAUCAGUCAUGUAGUCCUUAAAAGUAAAGUUCUAUGUCAAUUUUAUCAUAUAUAUUUUAAAUUCAAUAUAUUGGAGUCCUCAUUUGCACAUGUUGUGUUGCUUUGUGUUCUAUUAAGUAAAAUUAAAUACUUCAGAUAUGUUAUUUACAAGUGUGGACUGUAUGAUUUAUGUACUGUACGUUCAAAUGCCUUUCAGCUGACAUUCUUAAUGUUUUCAGUGCUUAACACAACUGUAAUGUAACUGUAAAUCAAACUUUUUAAUCAUUCCUCAUUAAAUUUUUGGCCUGACAGAGCCUUCUUUAUGUUUUUUGUUCUGUCAGAAUCUCUUGUAAUAGUUCAUUUAUGUUCCCCAGAAUGUAUACCCAAUGUGAAUUUUGUAUUCAUAUUAAAGGUGUUUGCAGUCAAA